UGUGGGGAAACGUACUCUUAUAUUGGUGGCGGGAAAACAAAAAGAGGUAUGAGGCCCAGGGGAGGGAACAGCCUGGAGAUGUAGAUUUGGGAAUCAUCUGUCUUCCAGGGAAAUGAGCAGAGAUCACCCAGGGAUUGAGAACACGUGGACUGAGACGAGAGGAGGCCUAGGAAUACCGCUCCUCAAGGUGGCCCCGCAGCUUCCUGGCGGGCACCACCCCCAGGGCUCUGGAGUCAGGCAGAACCGGUGUUGAAAGCGGGCUGUGGGGCUCCGUUGCUGAGCGCUCUUGGCGAAGCUGGGUACCCUCCCUGUGAUCAGCAGUCACACCUGGCGAGAAUGGGCAUCUCAUAGGACUGCUGGGCGAGGACUUGAGGUGCGCCAGGACAGGAAAAGGAGGGGACAUCUCAACAUGGAAAGAUUCUACAAUGAAAAUGAAGGAAAGCCAGAAGAUGAAGUAGAUACAGAAGAUGAAGGAAAGUCAAAUGAGGAGGAAAAGCCCGAAGUGGAGGGAAAGCCAGACCAUGAGGGAAAGCUUCAGGACGAGGGACAGCCAGAUGACGAGGGACAGCCAGAUGAUGCUGGGGAGCAAGAAAAGCUGGGCAAGUCUGAAGAUGAGGGAAAAGCACGCAGUGAGGGCAAGCCGGAACCCCAGGCAAAGUCAGGGAGUGAGCCAAGGGCUGCCGAGAAGCGCCCGGCUGAAGAUUAUGUGCCUCGGAAAGCAAAACGAAAAACAGACAGGGGGACGGACGAUUCCCCCAAGGACUAUCAGGACGACUCACAGGACAGGCACGUGGGCAGUGAGGAGAUGAGAGAAUGUAGAGAUGUGUCAAGGGCUCAGGAAGAGCUAAGGAAAACACAGAAAAUGGGUGGUUUUCAUUGGAUGCAAAGAGAUGUGCAGGAUCCAUUCGCCCCAAAGGGCCAACGGGGUGUCAGGGGAGUGAAGGGCGGAGGUAGGGGCCAAAAGGGCUUACAUGAUAUCCCAUAUUUUUAGUGUCCUUGGCCUUCAUUUCUGGUUUUUCUGAUGAGAGUAUUGCUGACCCUGCUUUCCCUGGCAGGUAUUUGCCAGGCCAUGUGCUUUAACUUUAAGCUGAUAGUUUGCUUUAGGUGUCACUCUUGUUGGCAGCAGCCUUUUGAUCCAACUACAGAACUCUGUUUCAGUAGGGGAUUUCUACCCAUGUGCAUGGAAGAGAUGUCCAUGGUACUUUGUAAAACAACAGUAAAGAAAAAACUUUUCAGAACCACAUACACAGUAUCAGCCCGUUUUUGUAAAAACAUUAUGCUUGCAUAGUGCAUUUGUGCACAGUGUGUACACUGAAAGUGUGUACACUGAAAAGAAGACGCAAUGGUUUUUCCUCCAUGGUAACCAAAAAUAGGUCUUGCCUAUCCUCAAAAAUGAGUGCAGUUCCCCUGAUGGUUAGGCACCUCCAUACCAUUCCUCUGCAGGCAUGCCCAUACCAUGUUGUCCCCUAGUUGUUACCAUGUCAGUGGGCACUGAUGCCCCUUCUCCUGGGUCCUCUAUCGUCCCGUGCCUCCACUGAUUCUUUUUCUUUGCUCACUAAUCACCACUUUUUUUAAAAAGAUUUUUUAUUGGG
Hipposideros armiger (great roundleaf bat) is the source of this 1592-nucleotide messenger RNA. RefSeq names its product transcription elongation factor A protein-like 3. The transcript has 2 exons. The record is from RefSeq and is a predicted model, not a curated record. NCBI's taxonomy places the organism in Eukaryota, Metazoa, Chordata, Mammalia, Chiroptera, Hipposideridae. Bases 410 to 991 code for a protein of 193 amino acids.